UCUUGAAUCUCUUUACUCUUUCCUUUGAUGCAACACAUAUUCAAAAGCUUCAAGAAUCAAACUACGAGACAAGCAAAUGGCUUUAGUCAGAAGUAUCUUCAGUGCAAAGAAGAUUCUUGGCGGCGCCUUAGCAAGAAGGAGCAAAGCACCAAAAGGGUUUCUUUCGGUGUACGUCGGCGAGAACCAAGAGAAGAAGCAGAGAUACUUUGUACCAGUCUCAUACUUGAACCAACCUUCAUUUCAGGCUCUUCUCAGUAAAAGCGAAGAAGAGUUUGGUUUUGACCAUCCUAUGGGCGGCUUGACGAUUUCUUGUCCUGAAUGUACUUUUAUCAGAAUAACUUCUCGGAUUCAAGGAUAAACAAUGAUCUAUGAUCCUAACCAAAAGAUAGGAGGAAACAACCAUUUUUCAUUUUUUUAUUGUAAAUAUAUUGACAUUUUUUCAUCUUUCUAACCAAAAGAUUUGUUCGAAAGAUAUAAAUAUUCGAUGUGA
Molecule: messenger RNA, 490 nt
Organism: Capsella rubella
Lineage: Eukaryota; Viridiplantae; Streptophyta; Magnoliopsida; Brassicales; Brassicaceae
Product: auxin-responsive protein SAUR28
Exons: 1
Coding region: 77-358 (93 amino acids)
Biological process (GO): response to auxin
Source: RefSeq, a predicted model, not a curated record